Molecule: messenger RNA, 1867 nt
Organism: Phragmites australis (common reed)
Lineage: Eukaryota; Viridiplantae; Streptophyta; Magnoliopsida; Poales; Poaceae
Product: UDP-xylose transporter 3-like
Exons: 8
Coding region: 381-1448 (355 amino acids)
Cellular component (GO): Golgi apparatus
Molecular function (GO): antiporter activity; UDP-xylose transmembrane transporter activity
Source: RefSeq, a predicted model, not a curated record
CCCUCCCAUGCCUGAAUCUGAAUGCCUGUAAUCACCUCCUCCUCACCGACGGCGACCGAGCAGCCAUAUAAGAAAGUGAAGAGAACCUCCUCCCCAUCGUCUCCCUCCCCCUGUCCCUGGUUCGCGAGACCAGAGGGGCGCGAGUGCCACCGCCGAUCUCGCCCGCUUUUCCCCAGAUCUCCCCGCCAUUGCCGCUCCCUCGCCCAGAUUCGUGCGCUCCACCCCCAGAUCCGCCUCCGGGCCCGGAUUUCUCGAGCCGACACGGGAGCGGCGCUCCGGGCGGCGUGAUUCGGGCGGUUUGAUUAGAAAGUUUUGAUCUUUGGGGUCGUUCGUUGGUUCCCUUGUUUGUUUGUUGGUGCUGUGUUUGGAGGGCGGCGGAGAUGGGCGUAGGAGGGGAGAAGUUCCAGCUGGGGACGGUGGGGGCGCUGAGCCUCUCCGUAGUGUCCUCCGUCUCCAUUGUCAUAUGCAACAAGGCGCUCAUGAGCUCCCUCGGCUUCAACUUCGCCACUACCUUGACGAGCUGGCAUCUCCUGGUUACAUUCUGCUCCCUUCAUGUUGCAUUAUGGAUGAAAUUCUUCGAGCAUAAGCCUUUUGAUUCAAGAACUGUUAUGGGAUUCGGAGUACUUAAUGGCAUCUCCAUUGGGCUCCUCAACCUGAGUCUUGGCUUCAAUUCUGUUGGUUUUUACCAGAUGACUAAGUUGGCGAUUAUCCCAUGCACUGUCAUUUUGGAGACACUUUUCUUCAGGAAGAAGUUCAGUCGGAGUAUCCAGAUAUCUCUUUCGGUGCUCCUUUGUGGUGUUGGUGUUGCAACUAUCACUGAUCUGCAACUCAAUCUUGUGGGAUCCAUACUGUCCCUGCUGGCGAUAAUCACGACUUGCAUUGCUCAAAUUAUGACUAACACUAUUCAGAAGAAGUUCAAAGUUUCUUCAACCCAACUGCUAUACCAGUCUUGCCCCUACCAAUCACUGACCCUGUUUCUCGUUGGCCCGUUCCUUGAUGGAUUUUUAACUAACCAAAAUGUCUUCGCUUUUGAUUAUACAUCUCAAGUUGUGUUCUUCAUCGUGAUGUCGUGCUUGAUAUCCGUAUCAGUGAACUUCAGCACUUUUCUUGUGAUCGGGAAGACAUCUCCUGUUACUUACCAAGUCCUGGGCCAUCUUAAAACAUGCCUGGUUCUUACCUUUGGUUAUGUUUUGCUCCACGAUCCAUUUAGCUGGAGAAACAUACUUGGAAUCCUAAUUGCAGUAGUUGGAAUGGUCUUAUAUUCAUACUUCUGCACAGUGGAGACCCAGCAAAAAAAUGUCGAAGUCUCCCCACAGCAGCAGGUGAAAGAAAGCGAGUCUACCCCAUUGAUGUCAGACUCUUUGAGCAAAGUUGAAAAUGGGGGCGGUGUUACUGAUGACGAGCCUAUGAAGGUACCCAUGUGGAGCUCAAAGUAUUCGAGGGCGUGAAAAUUUCUUCCUCCAGACUAUGGCAUCGUACAGGAUUCAAUUAAGUAGGCAGAUAGUAGGGUUGGAAGCCAACCCAGAGUGUAUGGACACUUCAAAUACAUUUCUACUAGCGGUAAAAGGAUCUGUUUCUAGGGAGGAUUUUACAUUUGAGCUUGCAGAUCUGCCUUGAAACUAGCCAGCAGAUAUUGUAUGAUUGUAUCUGGAUAUGCUCCACAUCUUGCUGUAACUUCCAACUGGGAAAUGCCUAUAUCCACAGAUAGAUAUCAUUCUUUUGUAGUAAAGAUCCAGAUAACCGGAGUUGUGCAAGAUUUGAAGUAUUUAUAGGUUCAAGUUUGUGAUCCAGUUCAUAUUUACUUUGGACUCUGAUGCAUGUGUUGUAUGUUUAAAGCCGAUUAAGAAAACAGCUAUUAUUUCCUUUA